Molecule: messenger RNA, 2283 nt
Organism: Molossus molossus (Pallas's mastiff bat)
Lineage: Eukaryota; Metazoa; Chordata; Mammalia; Chiroptera; Molossidae
Gene: BAG3
Product: BAG cochaperone 3
Exons: 4
Coding region: 36-1745 (569 amino acids)
Biological process (GO): muscle cell cellular homeostasis; negative regulation of striated muscle cell apoptotic process; protein stabilization
Cellular component (GO): cytoplasm; membrane; nucleus
Molecular function (GO): protein-folding chaperone binding; adenyl-nucleotide exchange factor activity
Source: RefSeq, a predicted model, not a curated record
CCGGCGGCCUCCCCUACGGGCCGACCUCCCGCAGCAUGAGCGCUGCCACCCACUCGCCCAUGGUGCAGACGGCGUCCGGCAACAGCGCCGGCGACCGCGACCCCCUGCCCCCAGGCUGGGAGAUCAAGAUCGACCCGCAGACCGGCUGGCCCUUCUUCGUGGAUCACAACAGCCGCACCACGACAUGGAACGACCCGCGCGUGCCCCCCGAGGGCCCCAAGGAAACUCCGUCCUCUGCAAAUGGCCCUUCCCGGGAGAGCUCCAGGCUGCUUCCCAUUAGGGAAGGGCACAUUGUGUACCCCCAGCUCCGACCAGGCUACAUUCCCAUCCCUGUCCUCCACGAAGGCGCCGAGGGCCGGCAGCCGUACGCCUUCUUCGCCUCUCCUCAGCCUGGGACGCAGCGAUUCCGAGCCGAGGCAGCCACAUCGGCUCCUCAGAGGUCCCAGUCACCUCUGCAGGGUGUGGCAGAAACCGCCCAGCCAGAUAAACAGUGUGGACAGGCGGUAGCAGCUGUGGCAGCCCAGCCCGCAGCCUCCCACAGACCUGAGCGAUCCCAGUCUCCAGCCACCUCGGACUGCUCAUCCUCAUCCUCCUCUGCCAGCCUGCCCUCCUCCUCCAGCAGGAGCAGCCUGGGAAGUCACCAGCUCCCCCGGGGCUACAUCCCCAUCCCUGUGAUACACGAGCAGAAUGUCACCCGGCCGGCAGCCCAGCCCUCCUUCCACCAAGCCCAGAAGACCCACUACCCAGCUCAGCAGGGUGAAUACCAGACCCACCAGCCUGUGUACCACAACAUCCAGGGGGCUGACCGGCCCAUGCGGGCAGCAUCGCCAUUCCGGUCACCUGUCAGGGGUGCGUCCAGCCGGGACAGCUCUCCAGCGAGAAGCAGCACGCCAGUGCACUCUGCGCCACCCCUGCGUGUGCACACUGUGGUUGACAGGCCUCAGCAGCCCAUGACCCAUCGAGAAUCUUCAUUUGUUCCCCAACCUGAAAAGCAACCAGAAAGCAAACCAGGCCCAGUUGGAUCAGAUCUCCCUCCGGCACACAUCCCAAUUCAAGUGAUCCAAAAGGAGGUGGAUUCUCAACCCGUUCCUCAGAAGCCCCCACCCCCUUCUGAGAAGGUGGAAGUAAAGCUUCCUUCUGCGCCAGUUCCCAGCCCCGCCCCUUCUGCUGUCCCCUCGCCCCCCAAGAAUGCAGCUGCAGAAGAGAGGGCAGCCCCUAGCCCUGCCCCGGCAGAAGCCAUGCCCCCAAAGUCUGGAGAAGCUGGGGCACCGCCAAAACAUCCAGGUGUGCUGAAAGUGGAAGCCAUCCUGGAGAAGGUGCAAGGGCUGGAGCAGGCUGUGGACAACUUUGAAGGUAAGAAGACGGACAAAAAGUACCUGAUGAUAGAAGAGUAUUUGACCAAAGAGCUUCUGGCUCUGGAUUCGGUAGACCCUGAAGGACGAGCUGAUGUCCGUCAGGCCAGGAAAGAUGGAGUCAGGAAGGUUCAGACCAUCCUGGAAAAACUUGAACAGAAAGCAAUAGAUGUCCCAGGGCAAGUCCAGGUUUAUGAACUGCAGCCCAGCUCCCUUGAAAGCGAUCAGCCACUGCAGGAAAUCAUGGGUGCCAUGGCAGCAGACAAGAGUAAGAAAGGUGUUGGAAAUGGGGAAGAUCCCAAAACGGAAACCCAGCAGCCAGAUGCCAAAGCAGCAGCCACUCCAAACCCCGGCAGCACAACCGACACAGCUGGUGACCCAGCCGCACCAUAGUCUCAAUAAAAAUCCGACUCAGACUGGGAACUGAUUGUGUGCGUUAGGGAAUUGUAAGUUGCAUGCAUUUCAGGGACUUUAAAUCAGUUGAUUUUUACUAUUCAUAGCCACUUGGUACGCAGUAACUUGGGUAGAGGCAAAACAGUAAAAGGGCUCAAAGGAAAAUGAUGCUUUUCUUCAGUAUUCUUAUGCUGUACAAUAAAGAAGUUGCUUGUGUCAAAAGUUUAACAUUGCUUGUUGUUUCGGGGCCCUCUCUGCAGGGGCACCACAUGUUAGCCAUAGUUGUGAGCUGUCUUCCUGUAGCUCUGGACUGGAGGAGUCUUUUGGGAAUAGAUGGGGAGUCAAUUUCCCAUCACAGAUAUGAAACCCAUUUUUCAGAAAUGUUGCCAUUUUAGUGGGAUGAUUUUCUUCAUCUCAAAGGUAAAAUACCUAACUUUAGAUAGAGUAAAAUGUAUAAGGAGCCAUAGGAAUAUCUGUAUGUUGGAUGACUUUAAUGUUACAUUUAAAAAAAGGAAAAUAAAGUAAUAAUAUGACUCAG